UCUAUCGAUAUUUCUAGAUUUAGUUGCCGCGAACCCGAAACUGCCAUGGGCGCAUUUCUUCAUCGUCAGCAGGAGAGCACGACUCUGGAAGAUUAAAUUUUCGAAAAGACUAGAAAACUCAAUGAAAGAUACAAAUUGGUUUCCAUGCAACCGAACUCCUAGAUCAGUGGCAGUACUUGGUGGUGGCGUGAGUGGGCUUGCUGCAGCAUAUAAACUUAAGUGUCAAGGUGUGGCAGUUACGGUCUUCGAAGCUGAUGAAAGAAUUGGAGGUAAAAUAACGAGCAUUUCACAAGAUGGCCUCAUAUGGGAGAAGGGGGCUAACACGAUGACUGAGAGUGAACCGGAAGUCAAGCAGUUGAUAGAUGAACUUGGAAUUCGUGGACAACAACAAUUUCCUAUUAUGCAGAACAAGAGAUAUAUUGUCAAAAAUGGUGAACCACAACUGCUACCUUCAAAUCCCUUGACAUUAAUUGGUAGCAAGUUUCUGUCUGCACGUGCCAAGGUGAACUUUUAUAUGGAACCUAUCUUAUGGAAGCGCCGAAAACCAGAAGAGAUUUUGGGGUCUGAUUCAAAACAAGAAAGUGUUGGAGACUUUUUUAGGCGUCACUUUGGUGAGGAGAUUGUAGACUACAUACUUGAUCCCUUUGUUGCGGGCACUACUGGAGCAGAUACUGAGUCUGUAUCAAUGCAGCAUGCUUUCCCAGAAAUGUGGGAUUUGGAAGAAAGGUUUGGUUCUAUAAUCAUUGGUGGGAUGAGAUCUAUUUGGUCAAGGAAAAAGACUGAAAAAGACACCAAAGUUUCUGAAGGGAAAAAGCGUCAACGUGGUUCUUUCUCAUUUAUGGGGGGACUGCAGACAUUAACCAAUGCGUUAUCCACAAAACUAGAAGAGGAAUCCCUGAAGCUACAGUCUUCAGUACUAUCACUGUCAUGCGAUCUACAUGGAAAUCCAUCUCAUAGCAGUUGGUCAAUUAAUUAUGCGAGGAAUGGUUAUAAGGACCCAGUACAGGAAGAAUCCUUUGAUGCAGUGAUAAUGACUGCGCCAUUGUGCAAAUUUCGAGAUAUGAAGAUAAGCCAGAAUGGGAAACCCUUUCCCCUUGAUUUUUUACCAAAUGUGACAUAUCUUCCAAUAUCAGUUAUAAUUACAACAUUUAAGAAACAAGAUGUCCAGCGACCAUUAGAAGGCUUUGGCAUCCUUGUUCCAUCAAAAGAAGAGAAAAAUGGUUUCCAGACACUAGGUACGAUAUUUUCUUCUAGCAUGUUUCCAGAUAGAGCACCAUCUGAUCAAUAUUUAUUUACAACAUUAAUUGGGGGUAGUCGGAACAAGAAUUUAGCUAAGAGUUCAUCGAAGGAGUUACAAGAAGUUGCACUGAAUGAUCUGAACAGGCUUUUAGGCAUAGAGAAAUACCCAUUAACAGUGAAACAUGUUUACUGGAGUGAGGCUUUUCCUCUUUACAGUCUAAACCAUAACUUAGUAUUGGAUGCCAUUGAUAAAAUAGAAAAAAAUCUUCCAGGGCUCUACUUUGCAGGUAAUUACAGGGGUGGAUUAUCUGUUGGAAAAGCAUUAGUUUCUGGAUUUAAAGCAGCAGAUCUUGCAAUCAAACAUUUGAGGUCAUUGGAUGGGACUUGUGAACCAUAGCUGGCAUUCAAACUAUGGCCAUAUCCUACUGACAAAACUAAGAAUUUGACUUGUCACGUUCUUAUUAUAGAAAGGAAUUCUCAUUUAAUUCUCAAAGCUAGUUUCCAAAAUAAUAUGGAUUGCAAUUGAAUAGCAGUUUGGCAUUAAUGCUAAAAUGAAUAACAAACCAAUGCUCUCUUGAUUUAGCCUUUGUACAAACAUUUGCAAACUGCAACAGAGAGAUGAUUGUAGUUAUGACAAUUUUGAAAUGAAAAGCAUAUAGUGCUUACUACAUUGUUUAUGUUC
Messenger RNA from Cryptomeria japonica (Japanese cedar), 1921 nucleotides. Its product is annotated as protoporphyrinogen oxidase, mitochondrial. Lineage: Eukaryota; Viridiplantae; Streptophyta; Pinopsida; Cupressales; Cupressaceae. The transcript has 19 exons. Gene Ontology annotation, biological process: heme biosynthetic process. Gene Ontology annotation, molecular function: protoporphyrinogen oxidase activity, oxygen as acceptor. Gene Ontology annotation, cellular component: mitochondrial inner membrane. Bases 122 to 1636 code for a protein of 504 amino acids. The record is from RefSeq and is a predicted model, not a curated record.